Molecule: messenger RNA, 1653 nt
Organism: Beauveria bassiana ARSEF 2860
Lineage: Eukaryota; Fungi; Ascomycota; Sordariomycetes; Hypocreales; Cordycipitaceae
Product: Cytochrome P450 CYP645A1
Exons: 2
Coding region: 1-1653 (550 amino acids)
Molecular function (GO): oxidoreductase activity; pyridoxal phosphate binding; molybdenum ion binding
Source: RefSeq, a predicted model, not a curated record
AUGCUAAGCCCCGAUGUAGACUGGGCUUCGCCCUUCCAAACCGACAAGCUUCUGGAGAUUCGCUCCUCUGGCAAGAAGAAGCUGCCCGGAAUCAAUGCCAUGUCCGGAAUUGACAAGCAGAUCCUCCACUGCCCUGUCAAAGUUGGAAAGCUAGGAAUUGAAGGGGACUGGCAUGAUUUGACAUUUCAUGGAGGCCCGGACAAGGCCAUCUUGGGUUAUUGCUCUACCCAUUACCCGGACUGGAGAAAAAGCUAUCCGGAGCGCUCUGACAAAUUCGUUCCGGGCGGCUUUGGUGAGAAUUUUGUGACAGCACACAUGAAUGAGCGAAACGUUUGUAUUGGCGACAUUAUUCAGUUUGGCGACACAUUACAGCUUGAAGUUUCUUUGCCACGACAGCCCUGCUAUAAGCUGAAUCAUCGCUUCUCACUGAAGAAUUUUGCGCCAUUGACAUACAAAACGAGCCGCACCGGAUGGUACUACAGAGUCGUGCGCGAGGGCACAGUGUCUGCCGGCGAUGAAGUACGCCUUGUUGAGCGUAAUUGGCCAGAUUGGACGAUUGAAAGGAUACAGGAGUAUCUUCACCGUGAUACGAAUAAUCACGCGAUGAACGAGAAGCUCGCUGCCAUCGAAGCUCUGGGCAAUGAGAGCCGUGGUAUGUUUCAAAACCGUGUGGCCAAGGCCCUUCGCAGGGCGGAGCCCAAAGUUGAGGAAGUGUGGCGAAAUUUCAGAGUCGUCCAACGCAAGCAAGAAACACCACGGAUUAUUUCUUUGCAGCUCGAAGCAGAGGAAUUAGAUGAGGAGCUACCCAAAUCGCUUCUCGGGGCCCAUGCCAGGCUGAGACUGGGUAAUGGCUUGACACGAACAUACUCGAUCGUCUCUGGGGAUGAGGCAGGAGUCGGCAUCGGUAACAAGUUUGAACUCGGCAUUUCUCUGGAUGAAAAUACCCGCGGCGGGUCCAAAUAUAUACACGAAAACGUCAAGGUGGGUGAUGCAAUUGAAGUUGGCCGCAUAACAACAGACGUCAAGCACGGUGCGAUGGCUAGCAAUCACGUGUAUAUUGUCGGAGGCAUCGGAAUUACCGCAUUCGUGGCUAUCAUGAAGAGCGUGCACCAGAUGAACUAUAGUCUUGAGCUGCACUACGCGGUUCGCACGGCCGAAGAAGCUGCGUUUUUGGACAGGCUGGAACUGUUCCGCGAUAGAGUCAAGGUAUACGAUAAAUCCAAAGGCGAGCGCAUGGACAUUCCGAAAAUUGUCAGCAGUCUGCCGUGGAACAGCAAGCUGUACGUUUGCGGCCCGCCCAGGAUGAUGGAGGCGGCCAAGACAGCUGUCGAGGCCAAUGGCCUUUCACACGACGAAGUCCACUACGAAGCAUUUACCGCCGAUGUCUCUGGUGAUCCAUUCGAGGCUGUCGUGGCGAACAAGGGGGACAGAAAGAUAAAGGUCAGCGAGGACGAGAGUUUGCUGGAAGCGCUUCGUCGUGAAUUUCCAGAUGUCCCCUCGAGCUGCGAGGUCGGCAACUGUGGUACUUGCAAGAUUACCCUCAAGGAAGGCCAGGUUGAACACAGAGGCAGCGCACUGGAGCCGGGAGAGCAGAAAGACCACAUGCUUUCAUGCGUGAGUCGAGGAGUUGGAAGAAUUGUUGUGGAAGUGUAG